Zingiber officinale is the source of this 1019-nucleotide messenger RNA. RefSeq lists its product as uncharacterized. NCBI's taxonomy places the organism in Eukaryota, Viridiplantae, Streptophyta, Magnoliopsida, Zingiberales, Zingiberaceae. The transcript is spliced from 3 exons. Bases 1 to 804 code for a protein of 267 amino acids. The record is from RefSeq and is a predicted model, not a curated record. Gene Ontology annotation, biological process: response to osmotic stress. Gene Ontology annotation, molecular function: calmodulin binding. Gene Ontology annotation, cellular component: nucleus.
AUGACCGGCAAUGAUUUUAGCAAAGACGAACAAACAGUGACAAGAGAAAAAGGCGCUCCAACGCGACGCCAGCCGCUGGACCGCGGUUAUCCGACACCAGAGGCUGGAGGUACACGUGGCCCGCUGGCCGCGCCUAUUAAAGCCCGCCCCACCCACUCACAACCCCUCACUCCCAUUCCCAUCCCAAAUCCGCCGCUUUUGGAUCGAUUGCUGAGAGAGAGAGAGAGAGAAGAGGGGUUUGAUGAUGGCGGAGGACUGCUCGGGACAACGAGGCGCUCACCCGCGCCCUCCAGAUCUCGCUCUCGGACACUUCUUCCUCCGGCGGAGCCACCACCAGUACCCCCCCCCCCUCCCCCCCACUCCUCCUCCCCUUUCCUCCUCCACCAGAACCGCCAGCUCGCCCCCUCUGCCGCGCCCAUCCAGCCGCGGAACCGGCCGCUCGGCCCUGCCUCCGGGGCACGCGUCGCCAAGCGCAGGUCGCGCGCCUCGAAGCGGUCGCCCACGACCUACAUCAACGCCGACCCGGCCAACUUCCGGGAGAUGGUGCAGCGCGUCACCGGCAUCCAGGUGGUCGGGAAUCAGCCGCCCGCUUCCGACGCGUUGGUCAAGCCGGAGCCGAUCCGGGCCGCGCCGGGCUCCCGCGCGGCCCUGCAGCAGCUCUGCCUGCCCACGCUCGACACCUCGGCGCUCUUGCUGGCCAACGGCGUCGGUUUGCUCGGUGCGUCGUUGGAAUUCCCGGCUUUCGACGCCGACGUGGCAUUCUCGCCGGCCUUCCCCACCCUCGAGUCGUGGGGAAUCAUGUAACGGACGUUACAUGCUGUUUACCUCCUUUAUUUUUCCCUUCCUUCGUUCAAAACACCAAAAACAAAAAACCAAAAAAAAAAAAAAUGCUGUGUGUACUUUUUAACCGACUCCUGGUAAUGUGCAGUGGGGUUUAGCAAUCAAUCACGUACUUGAUGUAGUAUUGGGUGAUCAAUAGUGAUUGGUUAAUAAUAACAAUAGAUAAAAUGCUUUGAUGA